AUGGCGGAAACAGUACAAUAUUAUCUCGAAAAAAUGGUGCCUGAACUUGAGGAUUAUGAACGUAAAGAAUUAUUUUCAAAGCAAGAAAUAAAAUCCAUAAUUAGGAAACGAACAAAUUUUGAAUACUCAUUGAAGAAACGGCCUUGCCAAAAAGAUGAUUUUCUAAAGUAUAUAGAGUACGAAAUGAAUUUAGAAAAAUUGAGGAAAAAGCGUAAAGAACGUUUGGCAAUAAAAGGAAAAACAUCAAUAUCAGAUUACGCGAUUAUCAGAAGGAUAUAUCAUAUUUUUGAUCGCGCUGUUAUAAAGUUUAAAGGUGAUAUUCCUUUAUGGUUGCAAUAUAUAGAAUUUGCUAAAUCAACAGGGGCUGGAAAGCUACUUGGUAAGAUCUUUGGGAGUGCUUUGCAAUUGCAUCCAACAAAGCCUUUAUUCUGGAUACACGCUGCAAAAUGGGAGUUUGAGGCUAAUGCCAAUAUAACUGCUUCCAGAGCCUUAUUACAACGAAGCCUGCGUUUAAAUCCUAGUUCCAUUCAACUAUGGCAUGAAUAUUUCAAACUUGAGCUUGUUUAUAUCGAAAAAAUUAAAUCUCGAAGAAAGAUUUUAGGAAUAUCUUCAAAAUCAUCAACUUUGGAAAAAUCAAAUACUGGAGACGUGAUAUUAAUUUCAGGGCUUGAAGACGAGAAUAAAUCUGAAGAAGAUAACAAUAAAGUGUUGUGCGGAGAAAUUGUUAAAACUGUGUAUUUGAAUGCUAUCAAUUCUAUACCGGACGAUUUAGCAUUUCGUCAACAAUUUGUUAAUAUUUGUUUUGAAUUCUCUGAGACACAAAUCAUUCAAGAUACCGUUUACGAAAGUAUUCGUAAAGAUUUUGUCAAAAAUGCGGAAGCCAGAGCUUACGUUGCAGAAAGACAUUUAUUCUCUAUGCUAGAUGUGGAAAAACCAGAAUUCGAAGUGGCAAUUAAAAAUAGUGUCAACGAAUUUCAGCAGAGCGUCGAGGAGGUGGCUGAUAAAGAAAUAUGGUACCUGUUUACCAAAUUUCUCAAUAAAUACUUACAUAAAGUUACUGAAAAAAAUUUGAAUUAUUACCUUGUGAAAUCAUUGUCUCAAUCAUACGAGACUGCCGCUUCUUUAAAUCUCGCUUCUGAAAAAAUGUACAUCGAAUGGAUAGAUUGGAUUUUAGGAAAUCACGACUCCAAUUGCAAAAAUGCUCUUGAAGUGGCAAAACAAGCUACCGAGAUUUAUUCUCAAAAUUCAGAACUUUGGAUAAAAAGAAUUGGCAUUGUGACGUCCUUAGAAGGACUUCAAGAUAAAUCGAUAAAUAAAUUAUAUGAUUUGGCAUUGAAUAAGAAUCCAGUGUCAUUGGUAUUAUGGGAUUCUUAUCUAUCCUGGAAUUUGUCAAAGUGGAAAGGUGGUGGCUUGGAAGACCAUGAAUUGGAAAAAAUAUUCACGGCAUCGGUUUCUAAAGUCGCGUCAUUAUCAUUGAGUUGGAUAAUCACUAACGAGCAACAUAUAAAGGAGACAAAAAAUAGGGUUGUUGCCCGAUAUUUAAUAUGGGCUGAUGAAGUUGGAGGACUGAAAAAGACGCGCCAAGUUUAUAAAAGUCUUUUGAGUAAGAUCCUACCGACUCUUAAGUUUUAUCAGACAUGCAUCCAAAUAGAAGAAAAGCAUAUAACUUCACCUAUGGCACUAGACUCGAAAACUCAUUUGGAAUGGUUAUAUGAUCGAGCCUGUCAAUGUGACAAUACGCCAUGUGGCAACAACGAGCGACCACGGGCAACUAGUGUCUAUGAACAAGCAAUGAAUGUUGUCAAGGAUCCAAAGUCUUUGGAAAGUCAGUAUCACCAAAUGAAUGCUAAAAUAUAG
Messenger RNA from Dentiscutata erythropus, 1857 nucleotides. The record is from the annotation of a GenBank genome assembly. NCBI's taxonomy places the organism in Eukaryota, Fungi, Glomeromycota, Glomeromycetes, Diversisporales, Gigasporaceae.